AUGGAAGAGCUGGUGAAACACCUGUCCAGGUGUCAACACAUGGGUUGGAUGAAUGUGAUUGAGCUGAAGAGCGCCUCCAUCCAUUGGCUGUCAUUUGGUCGAAAGGCGGAGCCUGAUGUGUGGAGUAAAAUGUUCUGCAUCCUGUCAGAUUCUCAGUUAUUGAUGCUGAACAACCUGGAGGUUCAUCCUCUGCUGCUGGCCGAGCGGGCGGAGACCUGCACUGUGUGGUUGCUAAGAUACACUCUCCAUGUGACCUCAGCACCUCCUCGCUCCGCCCACAAAGAUGUUCCAGAAAGAGGGGUUCGUCGACAGAGCAUGCCCAGUAACUCUGCGGUGGACACCCCCACCACCAGAGUGACGGGGUUUCUCUCCCGGAGGUUGAAACAGUCUCUUCGUCGUACUCGAUCUCAGCCUAAACUGUCUCGUCCAAGCAGUAUGAGGUCUGACCUGAUCAACGCUGCUGAUACCAGGUGUGUGAUGCGGCGGCUGCGCUGUGGUAGCCAGGAGUCCUUGCUAAGUGCCAGCUGUGUGUCGUCUCUGGAGCUCAGGAUGGACCAAUCGGUGAUCAUCAAACCUGUUCACUCUUCCCUACUGGGCCAGGACUACUGCUUCGAGGUAACGACCUCGACAGGAACAAAGUGUUUCUCGUGUCGUUCGGCAGCAGAAAGAGACAAAUGGAUGGAGAACCUGAGAAGAGCCGUCCAUCCCAACAAAGACAACAGCAGGCGGCUGGAGAACGUGCUGACGGUGUGGGUGAUCGAAGCCAAAGACCUGCCUGCCAAGAAAAGGUACUUCUGUGAGCUGUGUCUGGAUGACAGUCUUUAUGCCCGGACGUCGUGUAAACUGAAGACUGACAACAUAUUUUGGGGAGAGCGUUUUGACUUCAGCAGUCUGCCGUCCAUCAACGCCGUCACUCUUCAUCUCUACAAAGACACCGACAGGAAAAGGAAGAAGGACAAGAGCAGCUAUGUCGGGUUGGUCAACAUCCCCGUCUCCACAGUGACGGGCCGACAGCUGGUGGAGAAGUGGUACGCAGUGAGCACGCCCAGCACCAGCAGGGGGAAGUCGUCCGUGCCGACGGUGCGAAUCAAAGCUCGUUAUCAGAGUAUCGUCAUCCUGCCGAUGGAGCAGUACAAAGAGUUUGCGGAGUACAUCAGCUCCAACUACCUGCUGCUCUGCAACACUCUGGAAGCCUCCAUCAGCCUGAGAGCUAAAGAAGAGCUCGCCGCUGCGCUCAUCCACAUCCUGCACAGCACCGGCAAAGCCAAGGACUUUCUGACGGACCUAAUGAUGUCAGAAGUGGACCGUUGCCGUGACAACGACCAGCUGAUCUUCAGAGAGAACACCCUUGCGACGAAAAGUAUCGAGGAAUACCUGAAGCUGAUUGGACAGAAGUACCUGCAGGAUGCCCUCGGUGAGUUCAUUAAGGCUCUGUAUGAGUCAGAUGAGAACUGUGAGGUCGACCCGUCUCGCUGUGUGACCUCUGACCUCGCAGAGCAUCAGGCCAACCUGAGGAUGUGCUGCGAACUCGCCUUCUGCAAGAUCCUCGACUCAUACAGGGUCUUCCCUCGGGAGCUAAAGGAGGUGUUUGCGUCAUGGCGACAGGAGUGCGGUAACCGUGGGCGACCAGACAUCAGCGAGCGUCUCAUCAGUGCCUCGUUGUUCCUGCGCUUCUUGUGUCCAGCUGUGAUGUCACCGUCACUGUUUGACUUGAUGCAAGAAUACCCCGACGAACGCUCUGCACGAACUCUAACCCUCAUCGCCAAAGUUAUCCAGACCCUCGCUAACUUUAGCAAGUUUGGGACUAAAGAAGAGUACAUGCUGUUCAUGAAUGACUUCGUGGAGCGGCAGUGGAGCAGCAUGCAGCGCUUCCUGCAGGAGAUCUCAAACCCGGACGGACUGAACCACACCGCCGGCUUUGAUGGGUACAUCGACCUCGGCCGAGAGUUGUCCAGCCUGCACACGCUGCUGACUGAGCUCGACCAGUCGUGUCUCUCAAAGCUCGGUCCUCUUCCUCGGAUCCUCAGAGACGUGUCAGUGGCUCUGGCUAAUCCUGGGGGCGUGGCCGUCUCCUCUCCAGAACCUCAGCGUGUGGUGUCUCCGCCCCCUAUGUCCCCGCCCCCUCUGUCCCCACCCCUCUCUCCUCCGCUGGCGACUUGUAAUCCCUCCAUCGGCCUGCAGGGUGGCGUUGGACUGGACGGAGGUUUGGUGGAUUUCACCAGACUUCCUUCUCCGACUCCAGAGAACAAAGAUUUGUUCUUUGUCACCAAAGGAUCCAGCCUGCAGCCCGCAUCAGGCCUGCAGGGCUCUCCGGCUCCGAGUUCAUCCUACUCAGAGCCCAAUGAGAACGAGGCGGGGUUUGAGAUGACCAACGGGGGCCGGAGGGAGGGGCCAGAUCUGACCAACGAGAGCCGUAGUCUGUCCCUGGUCGACCUGCAGGACUCCUCCCCUAGCGAUGGCCUCGAUGACAGCCAAUGGCAGCGUAGAACGGGCCUCCUCCCGCUCUCGUUCCAGAACCCCGUGUAUCACAUGACCACCACAUCGCCACGGCAACAGACGGACGCCACGCCUUCCGAUGGCUCGGUGGGGUCACAGGGAAAUGCGGACGACAGGAACGCCGUGACAACGAAACCAGCGUUUCUUACCCAGAUGUCAGUGGGGCUGGGAGGGGGGGAGAGAGGGGAGAGAGGGGAGAGGAUGUCGGCCAUGUCGAGCAGCAGCAGUGGAGAGGAGUACUCGAGACGAGCUCUGUCUCUCACUGAGACUCUCACAGGUAGCUCAGCCCCUCCUCGUCAGAACUCCUCAGGUCCUCAGAGACGCAUAGAUCAGCCUCCUCCGCCCUCUUCCGCUCCACCGGGACCUCCUCGAGGUCGGACGCCUCCCAGCAUGCUCAGUGGUGGCGGAGGCUCAGCCUACCCGCCUCGCCCCGCGUCCGGCAGCAUGAUGUCAUCGAGUCCUGAUUGGCCAAGCAGCGGCCAGUCACGGCUCAGACAGACGUCGUCGUCGUCUAAAGGAGACAGCCCAGAGAAACAACGACCUGCUGCCAAGGCUCCCUCUCCCUGUGCGUUGGAUCGUACAGCCGCCUGGCUCCUUAACAUGAACUCUGCCUCCUCCUAUGGUGAGGCUGAGGAGGAUCGUCAUGACGACGCCCUCAUAGAGAAGUACCAGCAGGAGAUUGCGUUGCUGCAGGAGAAGUUGCGAGUUGCAGCGUUGCGGCAGGAUGAGUGUGAAGCCCGACUGCUGAUCCAGGAUCAGCAGAACCAACGCAUGCUUCAGGAGUACCAGGCUCGGCUGGAGGACACAGAGAGCAGACUGAGGAGGCUGCAGGAUGAUAAAGACCUCCAGAUGAACAGCAUCAUCAGCAGGUUGAUGGCAGUGGAGGAGGAGCUGAAGAAGGAUCACUCUGACAUGCAGGCAGUGGUGGACUCCAAACAGAAGAUCAUAGAGGCACAGGAGAAGAGGAUUGCGAGUCUCGAUGCAGCCAACAGUCGUCUGAUGGUGGCUCUGACUCAGCUGAAGGAGCGGUAUGCUGUGACAUCUCAGAGGAAUGGCCUGUCUCCUAGCAACACGUCCUCUCUGCAGAUCACAGAGAAUGGAGAGUUCCGUAACGCUGGCAACUGCUGAGCUCUGAUUGGCUCUGAUGGAAGGAAGGGGGAGGGGCUUAUCUGCAUGAUGUCUGAGAGGCAGCAGGAGACCGGUCUAAUUCAUUAACCACGCCUCUUUAAAUCAGCUAAUCAGCACUGUCGUAGUUGCCACAAACUGUCACCUCCUGUAGAGGUGGAUCUGACCUCUGACCUCCUGUUGCUAGGUGGCCCUCAGUUCUUAUUUUUGUUUUGCAUGUUUCCUUUUUGAACAUUUUACAAAGACUGACAUCAUACUCUGUUUCCUUUUGGUACUUCCUGUUGAGAGCCAUAAACAACAACAACCAAACUGCACGUCUUUAUUAUCGCUCCAAACCACCUGGAAUAACUCCACCUGUAUCUGGCUCAUCUUUGGCUCUGUAUGGCCCUGGUCUGACAGGCUCAACUCCAGUCUUCUUGGACCAGCUUUGGCUGUGUAAGGUUUUAGUGGUUGCUCUUCUGGAAAUCUGGCUGUAUAUGGCUGUGGUUUCAUCAGAUAAACUGAAGUAACUUUAGGUGUGUAUGGCUCUUGUGUCAACAGAUUAACUUUAUGUAUGUGUGGCUCUUGUCUGACUGAACUGACCCCAGUCAUGUGUGGUUCCAGUUGUACUGGACCAACUCUGGCUGCGUAAGCCUCUGGUGUGACUGGACUGAUGGGAACAAUUGUCUAUGAUCCGACUGAGCUACCUGGAACCACUUUGGCGGCCUAUGGCUCUGGUCAGACUGGAAAAAGUCAAGCUUCAUACGGCUCUGUUGUACCUGUUUCCAUAUGUGACUGUGAUCUGACUGGACUAACUGGACCAACCAUGGAUGGGUACGGGUCUGGUGUGAAGCAAUUUCUGUUUGGAUAAAAAAGUUAAACUUUAUUCAGAGAUGACACGUUGGCAGUUCAGUUCUUUAGGUUUCGAUAUUUUUCCCGGCUAUGAUCGGCUCAGAUCAGCUUCAUCUGUGUGUCCGUUACACAGAGAGGGCUAGCGUAGCUUAGCACAAAGACUGGAAGUAGGGGAAGACUGAUAGCGUAGCUCCAGCAAAGGAGAACCAACCUCAAUGUGCUUGUGUUGAGCAUUUAGCCGCUCUGGGCUUCCAUAGCGUUGAACAUUUAGUUGCUCUGGUUCAGAGGUUGAUGUGAGACAGUUAGACGUUAGUUUGUGUUGUUUCAGAGAAUUCUACUGAUGUAAACAUCAGAUUUUAUUGUAUAGCAGUCAAAACUUUCAAUUGUGAUGAAUAGUUUGUGAACACACACAUGCACACACACACACACACACACACACACACACUCUGCUGUUGUGUACAGGACUCUGCUGGACUCUGCUGGACUCUGCUGUCUCUAUGCUGUGUUCACUGUGGCUUCUGUCUCUGUUCUGUAUUUAUGACUCUUUCUGUUAGAGAUCCUCUUCUUGUUAUUUAUCAACAUCAGUAUUUAUAAAGAGAUGCUCCAAUAAAAUAUUACACUAUCAGACUGUUGCCGUGGUGAUGAGUGACACCUCUGCUGAAGCAUCUUUCAGCUUACAGUCACAGACAGGCAGACAGACAGACAGGUAGGCAGGUAGACAGGUAGGCAGGCAGACAGGCUUUAU
Messenger RNA from Chelmon rostratus (copperband butterflyfish), 5197 nucleotides. RefSeq names its product disabled homolog 2-interacting protein-like. NCBI's taxonomy places the organism in Eukaryota, Metazoa, Chordata, Actinopteri, Chaetodontiformes, Chaetodontidae. The record is from RefSeq and is a predicted model, not a curated record. Gene Ontology annotation, biological process: regulation of GTPase activity. The coding region runs from base 1 to 3624 and encodes 1207 amino acids. The transcript is spliced from 22 exons.